AUGACGAAAGCAUUCAUGCAAUCAACUGACAAAAACAUGCAGGAGAUGAACAGACUCAACUCCCAAACAAUACAAGAGCUGAAGAACUCCACCAUACCAAAUAGUAGAGACAUACAAGAGCUUAAGAAUUCCACUAUGGAGUUAAAAGGUUUCUCCCAAGUCAACACUCAAGCUAUUACCAAGAUGGAAGGGCAAAUUGGCCAACUAGCCAAUCAAGUGGGGGAAAGAGAAAGAAGAAUGUUCCCAAGUCAACCUGUGCCUAACCCAAAAGGGCAAUUUGUUAUUGGAAAUUCUUCCACCUCUACUCAUGGACAGGAGCAUUUGCAAGCCAUCACCAUUUUGAGGUCAGGCAAACAAAUGGAUAAUCAAAUGGUCAUGCCUAAAGAGGCAACUGGAGCUACAAAUGAGAAGGAAAGCAUGGACAAGCCUGCAGGAGAUGCUAGAUCCGACACUGCCAUUCCGAUUACUGUGGAUCAGCCCAGAAAGUACGUUCCCAAAGCUUCCUAUCCAGAGAGACUGAUGGCGUCAAAGAAAAGCUCGAAGUUUGAUGACAUUUUGGAAGUGUUCAAGCAAAUGCCUGUCAAGUAUAAGGCCCCUAGAUGUCCUACCAUUGAUUGCAAGAUUGGUGACAACCGAGUUGAAAAAGCUCUGUUGGAUUUGGGGGCUAGUGUAAAUCUCCUGCCAUAUUCAGUAUAUGUUUAG
Messenger RNA from Corylus avellana, 702 nucleotides. Lineage: Eukaryota; Viridiplantae; Streptophyta; Magnoliopsida; Fagales; Betulaceae. The record is from RefSeq and is a predicted model, not a curated record.